Messenger RNA from Hemicordylus capensis (graceful crag lizard), 2549 nucleotides. Its product is annotated as zinc finger protein 135-like. The transcript is spliced from 5 exons. Bases 674 to 2068 code for a protein of 464 amino acids. The record is from RefSeq and is a predicted model, not a curated record. NCBI's taxonomy places the organism in Eukaryota, Metazoa, Chordata, Lepidosauria, Squamata, Cordylidae.
UGCAAUGAGUGGAGGCUGGAGGCAUUUAAGACCCUGGCUGCUCUUUUGCAUGUGCUUCUCAGUCUUGGGGUAGCUGUUGUUUGCUUCCUGGGCUUGGAUUGUGGCCAUUCCUCUUUCUUUAACUUUGUGGAGUUUGGGGACAGAAGUCCCACAGUGGAGAUCAAUGGAGUUGGUUUUCAUACAUCUGUUAACUCCACCUAAACAUCUUGGUCCUGCCUCUGCUGUUGGUCUCAGGACUGCUUUUCUCCUGGGUGUGAAUGCAUGUUGCUCUGAAAUGAAAUUUCGAGUGCAAAGUGGCAGAAGAUACCAUAGAAGUUCCUGAUCUGCCAUUUUUAGACAGCAGAGUAAGAGAACCAGCAAUCCUAGGAACUGAAAUCAAGGGGAUAUAUUUAUUUGACCAACAAACAUGGUUAGCAUUGAACUAAGUAUUGCUAAGCAAAUGAAUCCAAAGGCCUGAAACUUAGGGGUCAGGAAGCAAAAGGCAUUCAAGCAGCUCCAGUCACAGGACUGAACCUACCCCCCAGGAAGAGAUCCUCUCUGGCUGAGAAAUGUGAAGUUGAACUGCAGAGGACCCAAAGUCAAAAUGUGAGGCAGAAACUCAGCCCCCGGAUCUGGACCGCUUUGUUGAUCUUGGAGCUUUCUAUAGUGUACUGUUAUCUUUCUGAGGUGCCCCAUGGAAAACCAAAACCAAAAAGAUCCCCCGUCAAAUCAGGGUUCAGAAGGAACAGGAGAGGACCCACAAGAUCUCCAGGCAGGGAGCGAGGGGGAAUCCCAAAAAUGGGUACUAUGGGAACAGUUUAAAAAAGAAAUGCUCGAGGAAAAAUCUCACAGACGGGAAACCAAACAGAAGAAAUUCCCUCAGGGAGCAGUGUCUGCGCGGGUGUUGGCAGAGGCUGUGUGCGGUGAUGACACUCCAGCACUGCCACCCUCCUUCCAUCAAGAUGCUGAAGCAUGCCGGAGGUCUAGGAUAGUGUCUGUUGUGAGGCACACAAGGGACCUGGAGAAGCAGACCCUUCUGCCCGCAGACGCCCGCCUCCUGAUCAGGGAACCGGGCCCACAGACCUGCUCCCCAGCUGUGGGUCUGGCUGAGGCUUCCCUGAUGAGACAGCUGGAGUGCCAAAGGCAGAAACACCAGGUGGCAUUGGAGGAAGCUCUCCCGGGUUCCCCUGCAGUGGAGGAAGCUUCAGAAUCUGUUCCUAGUUUGGGAGGUUGCAGGACUGCCAGGGAAAGCACAGUGCUGGCAGGAACCGACGCAGGUGACCUGCAGCAGAGUGAGAAUUGGGGGGAUCCAAGUGGGAGAUCCUCAGAACAAACUGAACAAGAAGAACAGAAAGAGAACCUCUGGAAUCAAGAAGGUCCAGAGAGGCAGGUGGAAAAGUACAAAACGGUGAAGAGGGCUGAGAAAACCACGGCAGAAAACCAAACACAAAGGGGGGAGAAUAAGCAGCUUGAGGCUCAGUUGACUACCCACACAGAAGGGAAACCAAACAAAGACUUGGAGAAUGUCUGUCAGAGCAAAACCCUUUCUGGAGAUAAACUGCACCAUGGAGAAGAGAGGCCCUAUAAAUGCUUGGUGUGUGGAAAGAACUUUUGUCAGAAACAAAUCCUUACUAUACAUCUAAGAUCCCACACAGGGGAGAAGCCAUUCACAUGCUCUGAUUGUGAUAAAAGCUUUUGUCAUCAACAAUCUCUCAUUGAUCAUAAAGUAAUUCACACAGGAGAGAGGCCAUACGAAUGUUCAUACUGUGACAGAAGAUUUAGUUAUCGAUCAACCCUUUAUUAUCAUAAAAGAAUUCAUACAGGAGACAGGCCUUACAAAUGCUCAUACUGUGACAAAAGCUUUAGGCAGAAAGCACAUUUUGAUGCGCAUGAAAGAAUUCACAUAGGAGACAGACCAUUUAAAUGCCCACAAUGUGAAAAAACCUUCACUCAAAAAAUUCAUCUUACUAAGCAUGAAACAACCCACACAGUGGAGGAAUCAUAUCAAUGCUCCCACUGUGGAGAAAGUUUUCCUAAUAAAUCAGAUCUUCUUCUACAUCAAAGGACUCACAAAGAGAAGAAACCAUAGACCUGCUUGGAAGAUGGGGAGAGUUUCCAUCACACAACAACUCCUUCUGCAUGCCAAAGAAGCCACAGAAAGAGACACUGUUCAAAUGCACACAUUUGGGCUUUUAGAGUGCCGAGUUUAAUGCAGCCAAUGCUUUGAUUAAAAAUGGGGAGAAAUUUGAUGAAUGAAGAUAUUCCUAUUGAUUUCACAUCUAGCAGCUGUCCUCUUUUGUCCUCAAUGGAGAAGACUGGUUCACCCUCAGGUGGUAGUGAAGACGUUUCCAGUAACUAGCCAAUUCUCCAUCUGAUCAUAAACCAGAUUCUACACUGGGUUAAGUGCAAUGUGAACUUGUGACUGAGGAGGAAGAGAAUUGUUGGCAAAAUCCCUCUCUCUCUCUCCAGCAUUUAGUGGAACAAGCAGCAGCUGCUUUUUAGAUGUUUUUAAUGUCCAUAUGGGAACCUAUUUGUUCUGCUUACGAAUAAAGUCGAUUGUGUUUUUCUCA